Molecule: messenger RNA, 2484 nt
Organism: Diplodia corticola
Lineage: Eukaryota; Fungi; Ascomycota; Dothideomycetes; Botryosphaeriales; Botryosphaeriaceae
Exons: 1
Coding region: 1-2484 (827 amino acids)
Source: RefSeq, a predicted model, not a curated record
AUGGCUUCCGCCGCGCCAGCACUUUGCGUGCAGACCAACGGCGAUGACCAGCAUCUCGCCUCGGAGACGCGCCGCCUCGCAGACUUCUACCAGCAGCUGCUGCAGUUGCGAGAUGAGGUGCUUGCGGGCAAGCACCCGCGGCUCAAGCUCCCUGACCAUGCUCUAGAGAAACUGCGUCAGCAGCCUCACGCCCGGCCGCCGUCUGCUGCUCGCCCGCCAUCCAACGCCGCCCUCAACGGCGCCGCCCCGCAUGCCUAUCCGCACCCGUCGCAUAGCAGCAGCUCCUACAACCCUACCCCUUCUACAUCCUUUGCUCGGCCCCAGAGCUCUCAGCGUCCGCCAGCCUUGAAGCCGUCCUCGUCUGGGAUUGACCCUGUGCUUCUGACAAAGUCCGAUGAUCUUGUGCGCGCCGAGAUCCAGCUCAAGCGCCAGAGGAUCGAACGCACACUCAAGGAUCAGGUGGACCAGAAGCGAGUUCAAUCUCGCGACAGAGACGGCGGCGUUGAUGCUGAGCCGCUUGACGUAUCAGACGUGUUGACCAAAGCCCUGGCCAUUGCUCAACCGGUAUCUGGCUUACGUUCAGAGACUAACUCCCAUAGCCCGACCAGUGAUUCUUUCGAUGAGAACUCGUACUACUCAAGUCAGGCAAACAGCUGGACUUCUAGCGACCAUGAUAGUUCGGGAACCGCGAGUGCAGUGGACGUGGCAGGUGGUGUAUCAUCAAACCCCAAGGCCGCGGCAGCACCGCUGUCGCAUGGUAAUACCGAGGCAGACGCCCAAACUCUCUCUCAAAUGGAGAUGCGCGACGACAUGGAGUUGAUUGAGGAUGGAGACGAGUCGGACUACGAGCCGCCAGGCGCUGAAGCCUUCACUACCGCUCCUCCGCCGCCUACCCACGGCCCCGUUUCAAGUCAGAAUCAGCACAGCACCCAUGGUUCGCUUCCCUCCCCAAGAGUGCCCGUCAUCACGAACCAUAUUCAGACACCAGUGGCUCCCCAGCCAGCCCGCGUUUCACCGCUGACGUUUGCCAAAGUGCCUGGACUGGACGCGCCUCGAGGCUCCGCUGCCCAGCCACUCGCAGCGAGCACAAACUCUUCCCCAAGAAAUGGUCCCCGCGGCAAGGGCAAUGGGAACUCACCGCGCUCAGGCCGACAAAGUCCCGCGGCGCCUCGUCAGCAGAACAAUUCACGGAAACGUCGCAGGGAAGCCAAGGAGGCUGAGAAAGCCGAUAAGCAGAGGCGAGUGUCGAACAACAACAAGCGUGCUGCUGAUUCUCCGGAGCCCUACAUCAAGGAAGAACCUGUCUCUCCACCUCCGCUCGCCGGCCUGGCAGAACCCGCCCAAGAUGCCCGACGCAAGGCUACGCGCACUGUACAGGACGAUGUCGAGAUUGUGUCACCGAGGGAUGCUGCUCGUCCCGUCUAUUACAUGGAAUACGAACAGCCUGCACCAGCUCCUCGGUACGAGUUUGAGCCGGAGGUCGUUCGGGUUCCAUCGCGGAUGGCAUAUCGGCGGUCUGAGAGAGACGAUCAGGACUUGAGGAGGAUGGCUAGCAUCCAACAUGCACGACGGCCAUAUUCACCUUUGCAGCCGGCUCCGUAUGAAUCAGUGCGCGCUGUAUCACAUGCUUAUCUUGACGGCCAUGCCACACCGGUAUUCCGAGAAGGAUCUGUUCGGCCUGGAGCAACUCGAUACAUUCGCUCGGACAGGUCCCUUUCUCCGCCAUACGCUGUGGACCCUUACCAUAGGAUCCGAUCCCCUGCCAUUAUGGGUCCUCCGCCAGUUCCAAGACGUGUCGUCAUGGACCAAUACGGCAACAGAUACUACGCGGAACCAGCCAUGGUAGACAGGAGAGCGUCCGUUGCGCCAGCUCCCCGGCGAAUUGGCGAAGAGAUGCUCUAUGAGCGUGCACGGACUCGUGAACCCACCAUGCGUCCGGUUGCACGCGUGGAGGCUUACGAGGAAGACGAAGCAUCGCAAAGGAUGCUACCGCCGCAGCCGCGCAGAUACGUAGAGCAGCCGGAGCUUGAGAUAGUAGAGCCGCAUCGCCCGUACCGACAGCGGGAAUACUCAAUGCGUCCGGGGGAGCCCCUGAGAGAAGAUUUGGGACCGGCACAGGAACCUCUGGAAAGGCAUCCGCCGGCCCGCUACGAGGAGAUGCCGCCGCCUCCUCGAGGCGAGUAUCUCCCCCGGGCUUACAGCGUCCGGCCCGACGCUAUUCGACGGGAAGUCCCCGCCGAAUACAUGUCUCGGCAUGGCAGCGUCGCGCCGGGCGGUGGCUACGCUCGAAGGGUAGAAGCUCUGCCUCCUGGAUAUCGGGCUGUCAGUGUCGUGCAUGAGGGAGACGGUUUCGACGAGCGCCGUUACGCAUACGCUCCGCAACAUCCGGCGCGUCGGUAUGUGGAUGAACCGGAAAUCAUUGAGCGACCUAUGGAGGCGCAGGAAUACGGUGGGGAGGCACGCAAUAUUGCAUACAGGUAUUGA